AGUCGAAACUAAAGGUUGACGCUGACACGUCUCUGGCUUUAUCCAGCCAUAUUCACUAACUAUAACAAGUGAUGUUAUUAUAAAGAUAUGCCUCAGGGUAAUAUAAUGAAACGCCUCAGAUAUUAACAGCGCCCCAGUAACGCGACGCUAAGCCGCUUAAAGACUCUGGAUGGAAAUAGAAGCAGUCGAAGAUCCGCGCUGCGAACCUGACGGAAAACUUUCGCGUCGAAGAGCGAAGAAUGAACAGCGAUGAUCUUAGAGCUCACUGUGAGCGUCUUCCCCUUCUUUAAGAAUAGAACAUAACGGGACGCAGCUCCAAAGCGGAACUUUCGGAGUUUUGAGAAACGCGCAAAUCAUGGCAAAGAAGAAACGGGUUUCAUCGGUCAGUUUUAUCAAGGGAUUCCCAGAUGACAGGUUGUUAUAGAGGCAGACAUGCCAGCCAACCUCACCGCCUCCAGCCACAGCACGAACUACAACUUCCCAGCGCUCAUCUUCGGGAUAUUAUUGAUCAUUAUCAUCAUCUGCGGGAACGUGCUGGUGUGUCUGAGCGUUUACACGGAGAAAGCGCUGAAAACCACAACCAACUACUUCAUAGUCAGCUUGGCUGUUGCUGAUUUGUUGCUGGCUGUUCUGGUCUUACCGCUGUUCGUGUAUGCAGAGUUCCAGGAUGGGGUUUGGUCCCUCAAUAUGACCCUAUGUGAUGGACUGAUGACCAUGGAUGUGAUGCUCUGCACCGCCUCUAUAUUUAACCUCUGCGCCAUCAGCAUAGACAGGUUCAUCGCAGUCUCCAUCCCUCUUAAUUACAACCGCAAACACGUGGAUCAGCGACAGAUUGUCCUGCUUUCUGCCACAUGGAUCCUGGCCUUGGCCGUGGCCUCCCCCGUGAUGUUCGGAAUCAACAACGUCCCCAACCGGGACCACAGCGAAUGCAAGCUGGAGGACAACAACUACGUGCUGUAUUCCUCCGUCUGUUCGUUUUUCGUGCCGUGCCCCAUCAUGAAAAGUGCCUUCCUGUUCUGCUGGACGCCAUUCUUCGUAGUGCACACCAUGAGGGCUCUCUGCGAAGACUGCUACAUCCCCAGCAGCGUCACUAGCAUCGUGACCUGGUUAGGCUACGUCAACAGUGCCCUCAACCCCGUCAUCUACACAGUCUUCAACACAGAGUUCAGGAAGUUCUUCCGGAAGUUCCUGCCGACUCUGCCCAACUGCUGCUAGCCGGAACACACCCUCUGCUAACAGUUUACGAACAAAACAUACCUAAAAGUAUAAAUAAACCAGACAAAUAAUGCUUACAUGUAAAUACAGCAUGUUGUAUGAAACAAAAAUGAAAGUAAGGUUAUAAUGUACUAAGAUGUUUGCUGCCAUUAUGUUUUUACUUCAUGGUUUAAUUUCGUAUGUUUACAUUUUGAGAGCUGACGGCUUCAUUAAUGAAAAGCAAGCAGAACGAAUUUGCAUAAAACGUUCGUAAAAUCAUUCUUUUGUAAACUGUCAUUUCAUGAAAUUCAUACAGAACUAAUUUGUGUAAAUUAAUCUUAAAAUCAUGUUUACACAGGCAGAAUGAAUUUUCGAUUCAAUUUAUUUUUUCUGUUAAUUGUUCGUAAAAC
Sinocyclocheilus rhinocerous is the source of this 1604-nucleotide messenger RNA. Its product is annotated as D(4) dopamine receptor-like. Gene Ontology annotation, biological process: negative regulation of cytosolic calcium ion concentration; negative regulation of voltage-gated calcium channel activity; regulation of dopamine secretion. The coding region runs from base 433 to 1215 and encodes 260 amino acids. The transcript has 4 exons. The record is from RefSeq and is a predicted model, not a curated record. Gene Ontology annotation, molecular function: dopamine neurotransmitter receptor activity, coupled via Gi/Go; G protein-coupled receptor activity. Gene Ontology annotation, cellular component: plasma membrane. Lineage: Eukaryota; Metazoa; Chordata; Actinopteri; Cypriniformes; Cyprinidae.